Molecule: messenger RNA, 1413 nt
Organism: Adineta ricciae
Lineage: Eukaryota; Metazoa; Rotifera; Eurotatoria; Adinetida; Adinetidae
Source: the annotation of a GenBank genome assembly
AUGUCUUCACCAUACGCUCACACCCAUGUUUCACACUUAGUGAAGAAAAAACGGCGACGAUCACAAUCUUUAACCUUGCCGAAUUUCAAUGAUUUGGAUUCACAAGUACAAAAUGAGAGCCAGAAGAAGUUUUUGGCUCAACUGAAAAAAGAACGACAAAAACAGCAGAACAUUCAAGAACAUGACAAUUCCAAGGACCACUCGCGCUCUGACGAUGAUGAUUUCCAGGCAACCGUCACUCGAAUACCUCGUACAUACACUUCCGCGUCAAUGAAAAAGACCGCUUUAUCUACAACAGCCAUUUCCGUUUCGACCAAACAACAAAUGUCAACAACAACAACAACAUUCCGAGCUGCAGGUGUUUACGACAGUACUGAUGAUUUUCAACCCGUAGUCACUCGAGUGGGUACAACGGCUACGGCGCUGUCUUCCAAAAAACACACUUCAACUACGGGAAAAGAUAUUCUGUCUGCAGCUCAUAAAACAACUAAUCUGGAUGAAGGUGAUCUCAAUAGCAGUCAACAAACACAUAUAAUACGAAUUCCACGAGAAGAAUCAUCGAAAUCAAUGAAAAAUCCAUUUUCAAAUCUUUAUGGAAAGUUUCCAAGUGGAAGUCUACCAAGGAAAGUUAUGAAUACCACUUGUGAUACACCUAUAUCACAUAAUGAUAUCGACAUCAACUCAUCCCAGAACUCGUCGAAUCAUUUUGAUUCAUCGACAACAAAUAUACUCAGAAAAUCUGAUGUAGUCGAUCAGGAAUUUCGUCUCGAUGACGGAAAAGACCAUGCACGAAGGAAUGAUGCGAAAAGUCAUGGAAGUAUCAAAAUCGGCGAACGAGAAAACUACUAUGCUGUUCACGGUAAAAAUCACACAACCAAAACCAGCGCAAGUCUUAUGGCUUCGAUUAUUGCGAUCCUGAUCGGCUUAAUUGCCUUUGCUUUAGCUCUAACAGCAUUCAUUCUCGUGCUACUACUUCGAUCGACUGUCGAUGCUAAUCUGGUCAUAACACCCAAAAAGUCGAUCGGAAGUUUGCCAUCUGCCUGUUCAAAUUACACCCCAGUUGAUGAUCCAACGCGAAGUAUAAAUGCACCAGGUUACGCACUCGGUUGUGAUAAUACGGCACCAUUCGCCAAUCAAAGUAGUCCUGCUUGGAUACGAUUCAUCGGAACCGGAGGGACAACACUCCCAUUACAAACACCAGGAAUGAACAUCUGCGGAUCCGAAGGUACUGGCUGGUAUUAUGGUACAAUGCCAUCAAUAACAGGAGAGGUUGUUAAUGGUACUGCAUGUUUUUCUUGGUACACGUCUGUUUGCCGAUUUUCAGUUAGUAUUAUUGUUGCCAAUUGUGGCUCGUUUUAUAUUUAUCGUUUGCCCCCAGCACCAGCAUGCAUGAUGCGAUAUUGUACAAUUUAG